This is a messenger RNA of Lampris incognitus (smalleye Pacific opah), 2001 nucleotides long. RefSeq names its product NIF3 NGG1 interacting factor 3-like 1 (S. cerevisiae) (gene nif3l1). Gene Ontology annotation, cellular component: mitochondrion; cytoplasm. The record is from RefSeq and is a predicted model, not a curated record. The transcript has 7 exons. Lineage: Eukaryota; Metazoa; Chordata; Actinopteri; Lampriformes; Lampridae. The coding region runs from base 519 to 1790 and encodes 423 amino acids.
CGCUGUGCGUCUGAAAACAGUGCGCGGUGGCUUCCGGUUAGCAUGUAGCCCGUCUUAGCUUCCACGCUGCGACGGCGCCCCCCGCUUGUGAGCGCGUCACCUGCCGCAGCUCUUCUUCUUCUGCUCCCCCCUCGCCGGUUUCCGGUUAAAUAAACCCUGGGCCGUGACGCCAACUUCCGCUUCUAAACACAGCCUUUCUCUUUCGUGCUUAGACAAAACUCCACCGCUCUCAAACUGCGGGAGACGAAACUAGUCUGCAACGCUGAACAGCAGUGACAACAUUUACAUGUGCGUUAAAAAUUAAAAAUUAAAAUAAAAAAAGUGGGAGGGGGUUUUACUGCGAUGAGUAAACGAUAUGCAUCCCAGAAAGGGUUCAGUGUAAAGUAAAGCUACGAUAGAGGCCUGUGCGGUGUGAUUGUGAUGGACGCCUCAGCAGGGGGUCCCUGCAGCAGCGAACGUUUCGAGGCGAUGAGGGCUCCGCGAGGGAAGCUGUCACUGUGACUGACAGGUUUACACCCAUGUUGUCUGGAUGUACCAGAGUUUGUGGCAGAUUUGUAUCCCUGACCCAUACAACAGCCCGCACAUCUCGCUCUCCCUUCAUCUCUCUUUCCACAUCUCCGUCCUUCCGUCCCUCUUUCCCUUCAUCUUCCUCCAUUCAACCCAUCCUCGCUCCUCUGGUUCCCUCUCUCCACCUCCCCUUUCCUCUCAGACGGUUUCUCUCUCGCUCUGCUCAUCCCACCGGCCCAAUGGAUCUUCAAGAAGUUCUUGUAGUGCUGGAGAAGCUCGCUCCUCUGUCACUGGCCGAGUCGUGGGACAACGUCGGCCUGUUGGUUGAGCCGAGCAGAGCCCGGCCAAUCAAAACCAUCUUACUGACCAAUGACCUCACUGACGCCGUCAUGGAGGAAGCAGAGGCCAUGAGCUGUGACCUCAUCAUCUCCUACCACCCGCCGUUGUUUCGGCCAGUCAAGCGUCUGGUUCAGGGCGACUGGAAGCAGCGAUUGGCUGUUCGGGCCAUAGAGGGUGGGAUGGCUGUGUUUUCUCCUCACACCUCAUGGGACAGCGUUAAGGGGGGUGUGAACGACUGGCUGGUAGCAGGACUUGGGAGUGGCCAGGUGUCUGUACUGAGCCAGGCCCACGGUAGCGCCCCUCACAGUCACAAACUGGAAUUCACUGUCAGGAAUGACGCACAACUGAAUGACAUCAUGGAAGAACUAAGGAGAGCUGACAGCAGAACCCUGCUGCAGUACUCAGUCAACAGUUCAGACAGCAGUUUGGUUCACGUCAGUGUGACCUGCAGUGACUCAGCGCUGACCUCUAGUGUUCAGACUGUGCUACGACAAGUUGGUCCCAGCCACUCCCUCAGCAUUCUACAGUUGCAGAAGCCACCUCUCCCAGGCCACGGUCAAGGGCGUCUCAGCGUUUUGGAAGAGCCUGUAACUGUGGCAACAGCCGUCCAGAAAAUGAAGUCUCACCUUGGCCUAAAUCACGUCCGCUUGGCCCUGGGUGCAGGACAGACAGUGGAGUCCACGGUGUGUACCGCGGCUGUGUGCGCUGGUUCUGGUGCCUCGGUACUGAGCGGAGUCAAAGCGGACCUGUACGUCACAGGUGAGAUGUCCCACCAUGAGGUGCUGGACGCUGUCUCCAGGGGAACCAGUGUCAUCCUCAGCGACCAUAGCAACAGCGAGCGGGGCUUCCUGACCGUGUUUAGGGAGAGGCUGGCCAUGCGGCUGCCUGACUCCGUCACCGUGGCGAUUUCACAGGCGGACAGAGAUCCGCUAGAGGUGGUCUGAGCGGGGUGCCGAACCAGCCUGAACCCGAUAAAUUCUGCUACACCGUUGUCUGGAAAACAUAAGGAGUCACACAUCAGUCAUUAAAACACAUCUGUAGGCUGAAGACAAGUUUUCUUCCAGAGGUUUCUGGUCUGUUUAUUGCCACGGAGAGAAACUGUGCUGCUCUUGAUGGAUUUCUGGAAAGUUACUUGUAAAUAAAAAGGUCCCGUGG